UCACCGCUAUUUUACUUUGAAUCGAUGUCCCCGUGCGAUUCGUUUCUGAAUUCUGAUGAAGCGCCCGACACUGUGAAGUGCUCCGUGUAUAAUCUAGCUCGCCCGACCGAAGUGACCUUUUCGAAGGAGCAAUCAGAUGCCGCCUCCUCAAACCGCGACCCCCCUGGCCAUCCUCUCCCGCUUCCUCUCGUCGCCCUCGCCCCCGCCGCAGCCCGAGCUCCUCCGCGUCCACGCGCUCGCCGUCACCUCGGGCCUCUCCGCGCGCCCCGACCUCGCCGCCAAGCUCGUCUCCGCCUACUCCUCCGCGGGGCGCCCCGGGCUCGCCGCGCUCGUCUUCUCGGCCUCCCCACGCCCCGACGCGUUCCUCUGGAACUCCCUCAUCCGCGCCCACCACUGCGCCUCCGACUUCGCGGCCGCGCUCGCCGCGCACCGCCGCAUGCUCGCUUCGGGCGCGCGGCCCUCCCGCUUCACCGCCCCGCUCGCCGCCUCAGCCGCGGCCGAGCUGGGCGCGCUCGGCGUCGGCGCCUCCGUGCACGCGUACUGCGUCAGGUGCGGCCUCCUCGUCGGCGAUGGCGGCUCCGUCGCCGUCGCGUCGUCGCUGGUGUACAUGUACGCCAGGUGCGGCGUCGUCGGGGACGCGGUGAAGGUGUUCGAGGAAAUGCCUGACAGGGACGUGGUCGCGUGGACUGCGGUGGUAUCUGGGUGCGUGCGGAAUUGGCAGUGUGCGGACGGGUUGCGCUAUCUGGUGGAGAUGAUCAGGCUUGCAGGCAACGGAGAGACGAGGCCAAACUCACGGACGAUGGAGAGUGGCUUGGAGGCGUGCGGGUUGCUAGGUGAGCUGAAUUCAGGUAGAUGCUUGCAUGGGUAUGUAUUGAAGAUCGGGGUUGGUGAUUCCCCGUUGGUGGCUUCUGCACUUUUCUCAAUGUACUCGAAGUGUCACAACACUGAGGGUGCGUCUGUCUUGUUCCCGGAGUUACCAGAGAAAGACGUGGUUUCCUGGACUAGCUUGAUUGGAGCUUACUGUUGGAGAGGGCUUAUUAGGGAGGCCAUGGAGUUAUUUCAGGAGAUGGAGGAGUCUGAUCUGCAGCCAGAUGAGGUUCUCGUUAGUUGUCUUCUUGCAGGGUUGGGUAAAAGUGGAAAUGUGCUUGGAGGGAAGGCAUUUCAUGCGCUUAUAACAAAGAGAAACUUUGAAGAUAGUGUUUUGACAGGCAAUGCUUUGAUAUCAAUGUAUGGAAAAUUUGAAUUGGUGGACGUUGCAGGCAGAGUUUUUAGAUCGUUGCAUCAACAAAAUGCGGAAUCAUGGAAUUUGAUGAUUGUAGGAUACUGGAAAGCUGGAUGUGAUGUCAAAUGCUUGGAGCUGUACCGUGAACUGCAGUUCAGAGAUAAGGAUGAAUUCCUGUGUGAUGCCAAUAGCUUGGUUUCCGCAAUCUCGUCUUGCUCACGGCUAGAGGAACUAAGACUAGGUCAAUCUUCACACUGUUAUUCAGUCAAGCACUUGCUUGACGAUAAUUUGUCAGUUGCAAAUGUUUUAAUUGGCAUGUAUGGAAGGUGCAGAAAAUUUGAUCAUGCCUGCAAAAUAUUUGCCCUGACCAAACUGAAGGGGGAUGUUGUCACGUGGAAUGCACUGAUUUCCAGCUAUGCUUAUCUGGGGCAUUUAAAUUCUGCAUUGUCACUGUAUGAUCAAAUGCUCACUGAAGGUUUGAAACCCAACUCAGCAACCUUGAUCACUGUCAUUUCAGCUUGUGCAAACCUGGCUACAUUGGAACGCGCGGAGCAGAUACAUUCUUAUGUGAAAGAUAUGGGGUGGGAAUCUGAUGUAUCAAUCAGUACGGCACUUGUUGACAUGUAUGCUAAAUGUGGGCAACUUGGAAUUGCAAGAAGGAUUUUUGAUUCUAUGCUUCAACGCGAUGUUGUUGCUUGGAAUGUGAUGAUAUCAGGGUGUGGGAUGCAUGGGGAAGCAAAACAAGCAUUAGAAUUAUUUGAUGAGAUGGAGAGUGGAAGUGUUAAGCCUAAUGGUGUCACCUUUCUUGCCAUUCUAUCUGCUUGCUGCCAUUCAGGGUUUGUUGAGGAGGGCAGGAAGCUGUUCACUAGAAUGGCAAAAUACUCACUUGAGCCUAACCUGAAGCAUUAUGCUUGUAUGGUGGAUCUCUUAGGGAAAUGUGGACAUCUCCAAGAAGCCGAAGAUAUGGUUUUGGCCAUGCCAGUAGAACCUGAUGGUGGGGUAUGGGGAACUUUGCUUACUGCCUGCAAAGUGCAUGACAACUUUGAGAUGGGGUUAAGGAUUGCAAAAAAGGCAUUUGCUUCUGACCCAGAAAAUGAUGGAUAUUACAUUUUAAUGUCUAAUUCUUAUGGCAGUGUUCAAAAAUGGGAUGAGAUAGAGAAACUAAGAGAGAUGAUGAAGAAUCAUGGAGUGGAAAAAGGUGUAGGUUGGAGUGCAGUUGAUAAUCGUGGGUGACUUCAAUUGUAGAUAUGUUCUUUCAUCACUCAUAAUUACUUUUUCUAACUUUUUUUCGCAAAAGGAUAGUGGCCUUACAGACAGAGGUCCAAAAAUUUGCCAAUCGAUGAAAGCAUCGGCUCGUUGACGUUAGUUUAGGUAGAAAAUGUGGAAGAUUUGGGCGUGUGGAUGAUUUGAAUGGUAAGUUAUUGCCAUAAAAAUAUUGACUGUGCUUCUUUUGGAGAAUACAGAAAUGGAUCCAAUGUGCCAUCUCUAUCAUAGAAGUGGGAAGUGGGAACUGUUCCGAUAAAGGUGUAUACAUAAAUAGGUCUGUGCACCAGGCUGGCUGUAGCAUGGUAGAUACAUAUUGUUGGCAGUAGAUUUCUGUAUGAUGAGACUGAAGCAGCACCACUGGUAGAUAUUAUUUGACCAUGGUCAUGGUGUCAGUGUCACUAUUGCAUUUUUCUAUAAAAAGUACUGAGCUAGUAUUAUGUCACUGCAAUUUUGCCAUGACCAUGGUGUCAGUGUCACUAUUGCAGUUUUCUGAAAGAAGUAAUGAUCUUGUAUUAUGCUGCUGCAAUUGUUGGUUGUGAAAGAAUUGACACAUCUGAAAAUGUGUACCCGGCUGCUGUUAACAAGUUAACUCAUUCUGUUAGUUGAUCUGUUUUUUAUUUAGCUUUCUUUUCUGUUUUUAGUAUGCUUUUUUCACUAUGUACUAUGGGGUUGUGGUGGUGGAGUGAAAAGUGAAAACUUCUCUAGGUUAGCUGCAACCCUGUUACUUUUCUCGUGCGACGCAUUGUUCAUUAUGGGUGCAUCCAGUUUUUUAUUUACUUUUCUCCUUGUGAUGCAUUGUCUGGCGUGGCUACCAUUUCUUUCAACUGCUAAUUAAACAUUGUCUUUGCAUGGCCAGGUAAAUGAUUACUUGCAUGGUCCUCGCGAGUCGUGACAAAGCACGAAGGAGCUCAUGCCUUGGCUGGAUGCGCGUGUGGCCACGCCUUCUAGCGAUCAUGACGAUCAACUUACAUGAUUACAUCGUGCUUGAUUGGUUGGUCUCCGGUUCCUGCAGGAGGACAGAAACUUCCUAACUUCCUGCAUAGAAGGGCAUGGUACGAAUCAGAAUAAUGAGGUAGGGUCGGAAAAUGGUACCCAGUGUGGCGUCACGUGCCUUUGGUGCCACGUUGAAGCAGAGCUAAGCCGUGGUAGUGCUGACUGGAGCAAAAAGCUGGCAGCAGCAUAUGCAGUUGCUACAUGGCAUGACCUUUUUGUGUCACGUUGCUCAUAAAAUUCCUAGGGCCCAUGAAUUCGGAGCACCAAUUGGUCUGUAAAUGAUGCUUAGAAAGCCGGUGCCACGCAGGGAGAUGUAAACCGAAAACCUCUGACCAACUUGUCACUUCUUUUGUAGUUUUGGUGCCUGUUGACGACAUAUGGCUGAGCACGGCUGCGCUAGUCGUGCGGGCCUGAAAGAAUAAAUGAAACCUGAUGCCUCAUAA
Messenger RNA from Panicum hallii, 3924 nucleotides. Its product is annotated as pentatricopeptide repeat-containing protein At4g39952, mitochondrial. Lineage: Eukaryota; Viridiplantae; Streptophyta; Magnoliopsida; Poales; Poaceae. Gene Ontology annotation, molecular function: RNA binding; protein binding. The record is from RefSeq and is a predicted model, not a curated record. Gene Ontology annotation, biological process: RNA modification. The transcript has 3 exons. Bases 137 to 2455 code for a protein of 772 amino acids.